AGUAUAUUGAUGUGGCGUUACUCUCCAAAGCGUUUCAACAUAUUGAAAACCGGCAAUAAUUUGUACAAUUUAAGAGGUCUAGUUAAUGUAAUCGCAGGUGACUUAUCAAAGAAACCUAAUAUUUUACAGUUAAAAUCUGUGAUAUGGUACAUCCAACACACAGAAAGUAAAUCAUUAAGUAGUUAUGUGAUGUGAUAGUCGGAUUUUGGGAAAUUGUCAGAUUUACCCAAUGAGGACAGUAUUGGAUGCGCCAUUCGGGACAUAGAACGUCAAAACACAAAGGCUUUGUAUAGUGCCUUUACAGUUUGGAUUAGAGACAUACUAUAAUGAGCCCUGCUCAUAAUGCUAUAAUAUUCUUCUUACAUAUUUACUCAACAAAAUAAUACAGAAUUACAAUAACACAUUUUAUAUUUGCUAGAAAAUCCUCCCCGAAAUCAAUGCGAUGGCAACACAACUUUCUGGUGCUUCAGCGAAACAAUCAAUGGACAAUGUGGAAAAGCGACUCCCCCAAGUCGACUCUGAUCGUGAAUUUAAACGUCAAAAUGGGUGCACCCCUCUUCACUUGGCAGUAAAGAGAAAGAUGUAUUUAGAAGUGGAUUUGUUGUUGGAAAAAGGAGCUUGCGUGAACGUCAUAGAUGAUUGGGGUAAUACUCCACUUUGCUCUGCAGUAGCAAGGUGUGAUGAUAUCAUGGUUAAGCUCCUCAUCCAGAAAGGAGCUGAUGUGAAUUACAGAAAUGCCCUAUAUCAGACCCCUUUGUUUGUUGCAGAACGAAUCAAAAUAAUACAAAAUUCAGCUCUGAGUGCAGCACGAAAACGACGCCUUGAUGAAAUAAUUUCGCUGUUGUUGAGCAAACAGAGUGAUAUCAAUGUUCAGGACUUGAAGGGUGACUCGCUCCUGCACACUUCCUGCUUUUAUAACUACACGGGAACAUUCCAGCACCUCACAGAAGCGGGGGCAGACGUGAACCUCAGAAAUGACUACAUGUACGAGACACCUUUGCAUAUUGCAGCAAAAACAGGUUUUGUCGAAGCUACUGAACUGUUGCUGGGUGAGCGAGCGGAACUGGACGCACAGAACCACAAGGGUAACACACCCUUGAUGCUCUCCUGCCGUUGUGGGUGUGCUGUAAUACUCAAGCGCCUGAUAGACUCGGCAGCUGAUGUAAAUGUCAGGAACGUGUACGGAGAGACCGCCUUACACAUCGCAGUUACCAAUCUAGCCGGUCACGAACGGAAGGAAAGAGAAAGAAACAGCAGUAACUGUGGAGCCUUACGAUCCAAUGCUAAGAACUGCCUCCAUGUUACUUGCCACCGUAACUCCUAUGCGUUAGUUGAGCACCUUAUCACCGCAGGAGCCAAAGUGAAUGUAAUAAAUAACCGUGGUCGAACACCCUUACAAAUAAUAGCAGAGUUGUUCAUAAAUACUGGUGCUGAGAAAGAAAUUUUAUUCGACAAUAAUAUUCGAGCUAUGAAACUUCUUUUAAAAAAGGGAGCUGACAGCAACGAUAGAGGUUAUUUUGACAUAACACCUUGGAUGCUCAUCAGUGAUUUUUCACCAUUGUGGACUGAGUCAAGGAUUUUUAUGUGCCAGAUGAUCCUAGAUUGGAGCUAUGUUUUUCAAAGAGAUGUUUCUGAUUGGGGAGCGUCCUUAUCUAGAGAAUAUUCGGAGUGCGUAAUGCAAUUAAAAAAGCACACUGUUAAACUAAAAUGUGCGAAUCUCCCAUUUGACAAACAAGUGGACAUCACAUCAGAAACGUUUCAUUCCUGGCAAUCAGAAUGUUGCGUGGAGUUGGGUAAAGCAAAGAAUGCUAGGUUCGGCAGCCACACACUUCAUGAUGUGCUUUGUAAUGGUUAUUUAGAUUCUGAUCCAACAUAUGUGUCAAACGAGGAAUUGGAGCGAGCAAUAUUUUCUUCUGAUUUGGAAUCGAAAUUCCCAAUCUACGCUUCUCUGUUACAAGCAAAAUUCACAAGAGACAAGAGGAGAAAACACCUAUUGGACUCUGCUGUAGAUAGAUUGACAGUCCUGUUACAUGAAAGUGAGAGUGUAAAUUAUGUAUACCUACCAAAUGAGAUCCUAAGGAAGAUAUUGUCACACACUGACGAUAACUGCUUAAAACGUGUUAUAAACAGUUAAUGCUAGUGAUCAAA
Messenger RNA from Homalodisca vitripennis (glassy-winged sharpshooter), 2148 nucleotides. Its product is annotated as serine/threonine-protein phosphatase 6 regulatory ankyrin repeat subunit A-like. Lineage: Eukaryota; Metazoa; Arthropoda; Insecta; Hemiptera; Cicadellidae. The record is from RefSeq and is a predicted model, not a curated record. Gene Ontology annotation, molecular function: protein binding. The coding region runs from base 443 to 2134 and encodes 563 amino acids. The transcript is spliced from 2 exons.